This is a messenger RNA of Liolophura sinensis, 999 nucleotides long. RefSeq names its product 40-kDa huntingtin-associated protein-like. Gene Ontology annotation, biological process: vesicle cytoskeletal trafficking. Bases 3 to 989 code for a protein of 328 amino acids. The record is from RefSeq and is a predicted model, not a curated record. Gene Ontology annotation, cellular component: early endosome. The transcript is spliced from 13 exons. NCBI's taxonomy places the organism in Eukaryota, Metazoa, Mollusca, Polyplacophora, Chitonida, Chitonidae. Gene Ontology annotation, molecular function: protein binding.
GAAUGGUACAAGAAAUAGUGAAUUUGCAUUCUACAGGUAUGGAGAGAGAUGUAGACGUAUUGGGAAAGUACAGAGCGGUUUCUAAUAAAUUGAAAAAACGAUUCUUAAAGAAGCCAAAUGUUGCUGAAGGUAGCGAGCAGUUUGCGUCACUUGCAAAAAAUCUGAAACAACAGGAAUGUCCACAGUAUGCUGCAUUUUGUUCCCUGGCACAGGCCAGGUGUGAGCAGACCCUAUCUAAUCCAGCUGGUGAGACCCAGGCACUGACUGAUGCUGCCCGCUCCUUCCUUCAGGCUCAGGCCGCAGAGAGAGACUUACAGUGCCCGACAUUUGAGGAACAUCUCACUGCUGCCAUCAACUGUUACAGCCAUGCUAUUAGGGUUCAUAUUGAGAAUAAGCAAUCAGCUCUGGCUGCAGCACUCUGCAUUGAACUAGGAAAUGCCCUAAAGUCAUUUGACAAACCUGGUGAAGCCAUGCUACACUUCCAGAGGGCUGCAGAAUUGCAGGCACAGAGCCCUUUGGACUGUCUCCAUUCCCUGGGACUUGUGGCAUCCUGCAAAAUUGACACAAAAGACUACGAUGGUGCUUUAACUGUGUUGACAGAGAUGGCUUACUUGGCCCAGGAAAGAGGAGGUUCCCCCUCAGGCAAACCUAUAGGCGCAUUUGCAGACAUUUUGGCCAGGUGUGAGGUCUCCAGAGUACUACUGCUCAUGUUAUUACAGCCUACUCCACAAAGAAUUAGACCAGAACAUGCUCAGACACUUGAAAAGUACGCCUGGGAGUCCAACAGCCUGGAUAGUUUGGCAGCCCAGUGUUUAGGAGAAGACUUGUUCCUCCUGUUACAGUCAGUUGUGAUGGCCUGUCAGUCUCGAGAACUGGACUCUCUGAGAGCUCUGCAGACUGAUCUCUGGUCACACCUGUCUGCUGAACAGAACCAACUACUCCACCUGGUCAUCAAAGAGCUGACCUAUCCCUCUGGGGAAGGACUGUGAGAUUUUGUCU